AUGGACCCGGCCCGGCCCACGGUCGUCACAGAGAAAGUCUGCAAAACGGUGCGUUUGCUAACCUUCUUUAUACAAAACGGCGUCGCCAAAAGCAAAGUGGUGCACGACAUGCUAGACGUGAUGAAGCGAGGGAAGAACAUAGGGAAGGCUUUGAACAACGUCAUGGUGCGGCACCACGAGGCCAUCACGUGUCGCUCACGUGAUGCCCACAUGUCGUUCGUGUCCCCGUUGGAGUACCAGUUCAGCUGCAGCGGCAGUCCUCCGCGCCCCUCCUACGCCUCCCGGAGGAAGCUCUCUCCGGCCACCGCUCAACGACACAGAGCGCCCAGGCUGUGUCGCGGAGCCGGAGAUGACGAGCUGACGGGGACAAUACAGAGGCGCGUGAAGAUCACGGGCUCCGCUGCAUCGAUGUUGAAGGAGACGGAGAAGGAUUUCCACGUGGAUGAGGCGGCGGAGGAGUUCAUAGCGAGGUUCUACAGAGAUUUGAGGUUGCAGAAAUGGUUAGAUCAUUAUUGCUGA
Abrus precatorius (Indian licorice) is the source of this 519-nucleotide messenger RNA. RefSeq lists its product as uncharacterized. NCBI's taxonomy places the organism in Eukaryota, Viridiplantae, Streptophyta, Magnoliopsida, Fabales, Fabaceae. Bases 1 to 519 code for a protein of 172 amino acids. The record is from RefSeq and is a predicted model, not a curated record. The transcript has a single exon.